Molecule: messenger RNA, 1895 nt
Organism: Microplitis mediator
Lineage: Eukaryota; Metazoa; Arthropoda; Insecta; Hymenoptera; Braconidae
Product: odorant receptor 33b-like
Exons: 5
Coding region: 448-1614 (388 amino acids)
Biological process (GO): sensory perception of smell; detection of chemical stimulus involved in sensory perception of smell
Cellular component (GO): plasma membrane
Molecular function (GO): olfactory receptor activity; odorant binding
Source: RefSeq, a predicted model, not a curated record
GUUUUAAAUUUUAUUUCCGUCUCAGUAAUUUAAAAUUCACCGUAUGACAAUUUUUCCCGUUUUCUUUAUUCUCCCAACCCAAGUCACCGCCUAUUUAUACAUCGCAAUUAUACUCAAUUGCAGUGUUUAUCCCUCAUAAUUUAUUAUUCAAAAUCGAUUUUACAUGACAAUAACAAUAGACUUGGACAUUAGCCGUCAAUGUCCCCGCGUUUUCCGCGAAACUCAUCAUUUUCAUCGCUAAUUUAAAAUUCACCGCGACAAUUUACCAAAUACAUUUUUUACCGUCCCUCAGCUAUUUUUAUAAUAACUCUAGCAAGCUGCAUAAAAUCGCUAAUAAAUAUUAAAACAGAUCUAUUUGUUGAAAACAAAGGGACAGUAAAAAACCCUCGGGUUCAUUAUUCCCCCGAACUUGACAUCUCUGCCUCAGUCCUUAGACUCCAGUCCGCAAUGGACGUUCUGCAGGAAAACUUUUCAGUGUUAUUUUAUCUGGGGGUAUGGAAACCCCUGGACUGUACGGGCAUUAAGUCAUUUCUCUACAAUCUAUACACGCUUUUUAUAACAUCUAUUUCAUACACAUUCUUGCUCUCUCAAAUUUUAGACCUGAUUAUAAGUACAAAAACAGUAAGCGACUUUACCAGCAACAUUUUUAUUGUAUCGGCGAUUCUCACUGGCUGUUUGAAAAUAUUCCGAUUUAUCCGAAGUCGCAGUACUUUUAUUAACAUCAUUAAUAAUUUCAAAAGGGGGCUUUUCAAACCUGCUAAUGAUGAUGAGAUAAUUAUAUGGAAUAAAUAUGCACGUAUUACGAGGCUGGUCACUAUAGGAGCGACGACGUCACUAAUAAUUGGGUUGAUAGUAAUGUCAUAUGCACUGUGUUCAUUUAAUAUACCGCAGCGGCAAUUAUUAUACCGCGCUUGGCUUCCUUAUAAUUACUCAUCACUGCCCAUCAUCUACUGGCUCUCCUCAAUGGAACAACUCGCCACAGUCCACAUCCUCGCCGGGAUUAAUUUUUCAUUCGACCUGAUUUUUUUCGGAACAAUGUUGAACAUUUGUGCGCAAAUAAAUAUACUGAAGCUCCGUUACAAAGUAGCUCUGUCCCACAUUUAUUCAAUAAAUGACACCAUCAAUAACAAUGACGUCGGCGAGCUCAGAGAUGUCAGCAAACUGAUCCGUGAAUACACUGAUUCUCACGAUUCUAUAAUAAAGCUAUUUAAUUCAGCUCACCAUUUAUUUUCUACCAUUGUUACGAUUCAGUAUUGCACGAGCUCGGUGGCUAUUUGUACUAGUGCGUUCAAUGUAACGAAAAUGAAAUUUUUUUCAUUUCAAUUUUUCUCAACGGCGCUAUAUAUUAAUAAUGUUAUGAUUGAGUUAUUUAUACUCUGCGUAUCUUGCAAUGAGGUAACACUUGAGUUUGCAGACUUAGGUAACACAUUUUAUGAUUGUCAGUGGUAUGCAAUAAAUAAUUCAAAUAAAAAAUCAGUGGCAAUAAUGAUGACAAACACAAUAAAACCGAUUUAUUUCACUUGCGGAUACGUUAUCCAUUUGUCACUUGAUUCAUUUACGAGUGUACUUAAACUUUCUUACAGUAUUUACAACGUACUUCAAAGUGCGGAUUAAUUUGAUAAAUCUAUAUUGUAUUUCUAAACGACUAAAGUAAAAUGUAACAAUAUAUGUACUUAUGUAUUUAUUACUCACUGUAAAUGGUUAUAUAUUUAAUUCUUUUAUUUACUAAGUCAUAGAUUCGACUCAACUGAUGUUUCGCUUACUUUAUUAUUCCGAUUAAUAUUUUUUUUUUUUCACCCAAAAAUUGAACAAAUUUUUUUUGUUUCUUUUUAUGUUUUACUAAAAUUACUCGGAGUUCCGGAGCUUAAAAUAAAAAUCACUCUGCAUAUAGAGUC